CUUCAAUUCAAAUUCGAUUUCUGGAUUUUGCUCGCCCACAGCGAUCUACCACGUACUUCCUCUGUUGUGCGAGCCUUGACAUUAUAUUAUACAACUAUAGGCAUCUCGAUCCCCCGUCCUAUUAUCUUAGUUCACUAUGCCGCCGUCAGCUUCUAAGCAAAAGCGAAUGGCUGAAAAGGCCGCCAAGGCCAACCUAAAAGCCAAAGGGAGUACCACGACUGGCUCGACGCCUGCUGGCUCAGAGGCGGGGGAAAGUCCUGCGAGCACUCCGAUUACCAGCUUAUCUGCUAAUGCGAGCCAAGAAGACGUGAGAAUCACGAUGCAAAAAUUAGCCAUCGCGACGAAUCGGAGUGCUGCCGGUAUCCUAAUUUCCGAUCCUAAGGGACGAGACAUUAAAAUUAGCAGUUACACCCUAUCCUUUCACGGGCGCCUGUUGUUCGAGGGUGCUGAGAUUUCUCUUAACUAUGGCCAAAGAUACGGAUUACUCGGGGAAAAUGGAUCUGGGAAAUCUACCUUUCUUCAUUCGUUGAACGAACGUGACAUAGAAAUACCAGAACAUAUCGAUAUCCACCUCGUGUCAGCAGAGGCUGCACCGUCGGAUGUCAAUGCUGUGGACUACAUCAUAGCUUCUGCAAAGGCUAAGGUAGCCCUCAUCGAGAAACAAAUAGAAGAAUUAAGCGUUGCCGAUGAUGUGGAUGAAGCUAUGCUUGAGGCCAAAUAUGAGGAAUUGGAUGAUCUGGAUCCGAACACCUUUGAGGCUAAGGCAGCCAGCAUCCUUCACGGGUUAGGGUUUUCACAACAGAUGAUGGCCAAGCCAACCAAAGACAUGUCUGGUGGUUGGCGCAUGAGGGUAGCUUUGGCCCGCGCACUUUUUGUCAAACCCCACUUGCUCCUGCUAGACGAACCAACCAACCACUUGGAUCUAGGUGCAGUUGUCUGGCUGGAAGCAUACCUAUCCACCUACAAUCAUAUCUUGGUUAUAACCUCACAUUCGCAAGAUUUUAUGGACAACGUUUGCACCAAUAUCAUGGAGUUGACACCGAAAAAAAAGAUGACAUACUAUACAGGGAAUUACAGCGUCUACGUGAGAACCAAGGCGGAGAAUGAAACGAACCAGAUGAAGGCAUACCACAAGCAGCAAGAGGAAAUUGCGCACAUAAAGAGAUUCAUCGCAAGUGCUGGUACUUACGCAAAUUUAGUGAAGCAAGCAAAAAGCAAGCAAAAGAUUAUUGAUAAAAUGGAGGCAGCUGGUCUUGUCGAGAAAGUCGAGGUUCCGAAGUCGUUGCGAUUCGACUUCGAGGACGUUGCUAAACUGCCGCCUCCCAUAAUUGCCUUCAAUGACGUCGCGUUCUCAUACUCAGGCAAGGAGGAAGAUUUCCUGUACGAGAAUAUUUCAUUUGGUAUAGAUAUGGACUCCCGUAUCGCCAUUCUGGGAAACAAUGGGACAGGCAAAUCUACCCUCCUACAUCUUAUUACCAGUGCGCUUCAGCCAACGAGGGGGUCCAUCUCAAAGCACGUCAACCUUAAAUUGGCCAAGUAUUCACAGCACUCCGCCGACCAGCUGCCUUACGACAAAAGCGCACUCGAAUACUUCACAGCGCUUUACAAGGAGAAAUACCCGGAGAAGGACGUGAUGGCAUGGCGGCAACAGGUUGGGCGCUUCGGUUUGAGUGGCGCACAUCAGACAUGUCCCAUCAAGCAGCUUUCAGAUGGGUUGAGAAACCGCGUGGUGUUUGCGCAGCUCGCCAUGGAGCAUCCGCACAUCCUUCUUCUGGAUGAGCCAACCAACCACUUGGACAUGGGAUCCAUCGAUGCCCUGGCAAAAGCAAUCAAAGAGUUCUCGGGAGGUGUAGUUAUUGUGUCACACGACUUCCGUUUGAUAUCUCAAGUGGCCGAAGACCUUUGGGAGGUCAAGGAUAAGACAAUACGCAGUCUAACACGUGAAGGCAUCGACAUCAAAGAGUACAAGGCUGGACUGGUCAAACAAAGUAUGAAGAUUAUCGAGAAGCUCCAGACAAAGAAAGGCUCGUUGGUGUGAACCUCAACCAGUUAUGAUGACGAACUUUGAGUCUAUUUUCCGUGUAAGACGAACUACAUAGAUACGUCAUUAAUACAUACAUGGACCAGUCAUCC
Molecule: messenger RNA, 2133 nt
Organism: Cantharellus anzutake
Lineage: Eukaryota; Fungi; Basidiomycota; Agaricomycetes; Cantharellales; Hydnaceae
Product: P-loop containing nucleoside triphosphate hydrolase protein
Exons: 17
Coding region: 137-2038 (633 amino acids)
Molecular function (GO): ATP hydrolysis activity; ATP binding
Source: RefSeq, a predicted model, not a curated record